Messenger RNA from Mercenaria mercenaria, 807 nucleotides. RefSeq names its product calcium-binding protein 7-like. The record is from RefSeq and is a predicted model, not a curated record. Gene Ontology annotation, molecular function: calcium ion binding. Bases 16 to 411 code for a protein of 131 amino acids. The transcript has 3 exons. Lineage: Eukaryota; Metazoa; Mollusca; Bivalvia; Venerida; Veneridae.
AUCACUUUAUUCAAAAUGGUUCAAUUCCAGAAAACCUUUGUUGUGACAGCACUUCUUUUAUCAGUCUGCUGCUGGUUCGCGGAUGGCUGUGGGAGGGAGAGCUGCGAAUCGGAUUCAUGGAGUUCAGAGUGCUAUUACCGGUACAGAGGGAAAAGAAGCGUUCAUUUGGACGGUGUCAAAUAUGUUAUCAAGGCAGGAGAUCCGUGUAAAUUUGAAACCUACGAUGUCGAUGGGGAUGGGGCAGUCGUUAAGAAAGAAAUCAGUGCUAUUAUUAGGAACAAAGUGAAACUCGACCGUCUUUUUGCAAACCUUGAUAUUACGGGAGAUGGAAAAAUCGAUGCAGAAGAAUUUUAUACGUCACCUGCAAUAAUAGCUGUUUGUAUGGACUAUGACUACAUGGGCACAGACUAGAAAUAGCCACGAUAUCUACAGUUCCGAGAAUAUAUUUUACAGAAAAGAUUUUGCAACAUAUGUGUACUUGUGCUAAAUAUAUUAACAUUCUGAUUGUCCUUUCGCUAUUAUUCUCUUACAAUCAAUAUUUUUAUGGAAAUGAUUACCACAGAAAAGAGUGCCAUCUUUAAAGUUCAAAUGUUACAUUUUCAUUUUAAAUAUUAGAAAUAUCUUUAUUGAUACCAAAAAGUAUAUAAAUCUGCAAUUUCUGUAUUUAAUUCCAUUAUGUUACAUGAAAUAUUGCAACCUUUCGACAUAUACGAAAGAUAUCUUAAACAAAAAUUUCUCAAUAAUUUUUCUAGCAUGAAUUGCUCUAAACGGCUCUUGUUGACAACACAAAUAUAACAUACCAAUUGC